CGGUGGCGGGCGGGGGCGGCCUCCGGAGGCGGCAAGAGCAUGGAGCCGCGGGCCGGCUGCCGGUUGCCGGUGCGGGUGGAACAGGUCGUCAACGGCGCGCUGGUGGUCACCGUGAGUUGUGGCGAGCGCAGCUUCGCCGGGAUCCUGCUGGAUUGCACAAAAAAGUCCGGCCUCUUUGGCCUAUCUCCAUCUACUCUGCUGCCUCUGGCUGACAACCCCUCUGUCGUCAGCUGUCAUGGCCAGGGGCCUGAGGAGAGACCUGGAGAAGUGACACAGCCGGGAACAGAACCUCUGCCUCCUCAGCACAAAGACCAAUCCCCUGAGAAGGAUCAGCCUCCCAAGACAGCUGGGCCCGAGCUGCCCCCACCUCUCAUACCCCCUCUGCCUGCUGGGAACCUGCCUCCCUUUCCACCCUACUUUGAGGGUGCCCCCUUCCCCCACCCACUAUGGCUGAGAAACACCUACCAGCAGUGGGUGCCGCAGCCCCCACCCAGGACCAUCAAGCGGACCCGGCGGCGACUGUCCCGCAACCGGGAUCCUGGCAGGCUCAUUCUUAGCACGAUCCGCCUGCGGCCACGCCAAGUGCUGUGUGAGAAAUGCAAGAGUACUGUGAGUCCCCAGGAGGCCAGUCCUGGUCCCCUGACCACCUCCAGACCCCGCCGGAGGCUAGGCAGUGGCCCCGACAGUGAGCACCGGAAGCCAGAGGAACCGGAAGACAGUGACUCCAUAGCUGCCGCCCCUAGGAGGAGCAAGAGAGAGAAGCGGGAGGAGGAAAGGGUUCCUGGAGAGCGUGUUCCACGGAGCCCAGUCAUCAAGAUCUCCUACAGCACACCACAGGGCAAGGGUGAGGUGGUUAAGAUCCCAUCCAGAGUGCAUGGCUCUGUGGAGCCCUUCUGCCCUCAACAGUCCCUACAGAACGGCAGCCAGGACUUAGAGGUCGCGAGGGAUGUGGAGCCCAGGGGUGGUGGUGAUCGACCUCCCAGCGGGCAUUCCAUUCCCAAGCUGAAGCUGACUCGUCCGGUGCCUCCCAUCUCAGACCUGCCGCCUCCCAAAAUCCGCUUGAAGCCCCACCGGCUGAGGGAUGGGGAGCAUGAGCCUCUAUACAGGGCUGAGCUGGUAGAGGAGCUGAACGGAUGCCCACGAGGCCCCUUGAGCAGCUCUUCUGCUCUCUUUGCUGAUGGCUCUAACCAUGGGCUGGAGGACUUGUCUUCUGGAAGUUCUGGUGAGGACGAUGACCUUAAGAGGUUUCCUCAAAGUAAACACGGACGCAGUAGCUUGACUUUUCUCGUCGACUGCCCUGGGAGGAGAGCAGAUUGUACCAGUGAAUCUGUGUGCAGCACCGACAGCCUGGAUGAAUUGAAAUCAUCUGGUUCAGAAGUGACAUCUCCAGACACAGGAGACCUGUCAUCUGGUGACAGUGCCUCUGUUCCUUCCUCUUCUGCUGACACUCGCCAGACAGUCCCUCCCCUCACGGUCAGGCUGCACACGCAGAGCGUCUCACAGUGUGUGACUGAAGAUGGCAGGACGGUGGCUGUAGGGGACAUUGUGUGGGGUAAGAUUCAUGGUUUUCCUUGGUGGCCAGCGCGUGUCCUUGACAUCAGUCUUGGCCAGAAGGAGAAUGGAGAGCCCUCUUGGCAAGAAGCGAAAGUCUCAUGGUUUGGGUCUCCAACUACAUCAUUCUUGUCUAUUUCAAAACUGUCCCCUUUCUCUGAAUUUUUCAAACUGAGAUUUAACCGUAAGAAGAAGGGGAUGUAUCGGAAAGCUAUAACUGAGGCUGCCAAUGCCACACAACAUGUGGCCCCAGAAAUAAGGGAGCUCUUGACCCAGUUUGAAAUGUAACUUUGGUUCCGGGAGCAGGUCACCGACAGUGAGGUUGGAGCUGCUGUCCUGGAACUUCCAUUCAAGGGCCCGUGUGCCUCUGGCUGGCUGUGUGCAGAAACCUGCUGGGCACAGCGGUUGGCCUGACUCCGGGUCCCCAGAGGAGCAGGUGUGCAUGGGGAAGAGCCCAGCUCAGGGCACCUGGCUCCUCUCGGCUGAAUGUAUCUGUUCUUAUGACUCAGGCUUCAGCAUUCCUCACUGGGAAGUGUCCUGGAGCUUGGUGACAUGUUUGCUGCUUUGUGUGUUAGCAGCUGCAAGGCUUAGGCGUCCUCAAACAGAAGCAGGGCCUUCUGCCCAGCCUGUGAGACUUCUGAGUGGGUGCUGGGCGUAGCUACAGGGCACCCUCCUGGGCCUGGCCUCGGCUAUUCAGCUAGAGCCAUUCUGCAGGCUUGAGGAAACCAAAUUGCAUUGCACGUACGGGGGUUCUCCUCCUCCACCCCUUGGGUGUCGGGGCUCUGUGCACUUGAGCCAGGAGCCAGCCUAGUUGCAUCUCCUCCACAUUCCACUCAAAGCAUGGAUCCCUGGGCUCGCAGCCCUGGCCUGCAAGGCUGCCUCAAUCUGAGAUGCUGCUAUGUCAUCUACUGUGAGAGGGGGAAGGGAGGGCAGAACUGAAAAUAGGCCUCAGGUUAGGACAUACUAGCUCUGCCCUGUGAGGCCGCAUUCCUUUCCCCUCUGUCACUUCCAAGACCAAAAAGAAAACAGAAAGAAAAGAAAACUGUCUCUGCCCCUUUGU
Microtus ochrogaster (prairie vole) is the source of this 2611-nucleotide messenger RNA. It is a transcript of the gene Pwwp2b, whose product is annotated as PWWP domain containing 2B. Gene Ontology annotation, cellular component: nucleoplasm; nucleus. The record is from RefSeq and is a predicted model, not a curated record. Lineage: Eukaryota; Metazoa; Chordata; Mammalia; Rodentia; Cricetidae.